AACAGCUGUUUUCCGGCGGCGAUCAGCUGAUUAUUGGAGUCUAGACGCACCGGGCUCCACCCGCAUAUGUUGAUAUUAAGUUGGAAAUAGCUGUCGUUUACGCCACGAAUAUUUAUAGGCUGCAGCACAACAAGACGCAAGAUCUUCGAUAUUUAUUAUAAUAUUUCCAACGUAAUACUUCAAAAUGAAAUGUCUAAAGCCGAUGAUCGCAUUGAUGAUGGUAUAUUAAAGGGUAAAAGCCAGGGAAGAUACUCGAAACACGAUGGCAACUUCGACAGCUAAUUUUAGUCCCUGUGUUCCGUCACAAACGUUCUGUGCUUGCCAGAGACCACAUCUUAAACCACCUUGAGUUCCUCCAGAUAUUCGUAAUGGAGAAAAAUAAAAGAAAAUCACUCGCUCAGUUUCAUAGUUUCAUCUACAAUACAGCGAAUACACAACUGUUCAUGAGAGAAUUCCGGAAAUAUUCAGAAAUUGGAGACAGACACAGUAUGGUAGAGAUGAUAUUGGAGCUAGAUCAAGUCUCCAAUGCGGAUGUGAAUGCCCUAUUCAUUCCGAAGAACAGCGAAGAAGCUGAAAAACUGUAUAAUGACGUAAUUUCUGCUGAAGGAGAUGGAGACAAAAUGUCGAACCUAUUGAAAAUAAACUUAUUGACACGAGCACUUUUUGCAGCAGAGGCUGAAACUCUUCUCAAGGUAAAGAUCACCAUAGCAAGAGCCAAAUACGAGUUUAAUACUCAAUUCUAUCACAAGUGCUGUAAAGAUUGUGAUUAUGCAUUACAACUGUUGAAAAAUCUGCAAAGUUCAGACCCUCAGAAUGAAUUAGAAGCUGAAAAGAUGAAGACGAUGUGCAAUUUAUUGAAAUCUCAGAGUCUGAAACAGUCAAGAAAAUCGAAUAAACCAUCUUCUCCUUCGUCUGAAAAGAAACUCCCCAGAAUCGAUGGCAAACCCAACAAAAAACUCAAGUCCUGCAGCGAUGCAGUUGCUUUAAUCUACGAGAACGCCAAAGGCAGACACUUAAUCGCAACGAGAAACAUCAAAGCUGGAAGUGUUCUGAUUGUCGAUGAGCCUUUUUCUUUCAGCACAGAUGAGACUGCACUCUCUACCAAUUGCCUUCACUGUCACUCAUCCCUCCAGGGGGAUGAUAACAUCGCAGUGCCUUGUUCGAGCUGUCAGACUGUUUCCUUCUGCUCCGAGGAGUGCCGAUCAAAUGCCUGGGAUAGUUACCACAAAUACGAAUGCAUGAUUUUUGAUAAUUUUUUGGAAAGAUCCAGAACUUGUGAUGCCAAAUCGCACGUACUGCUCGCCUAUAGAACAACUAUAGCAAAGGCAAUUAGAAAAGACUCUGGUGUACUUGAUGCUGAAUUUUUGUGUUAUCAAGACGCUAAAUGCGAGGACGCAAAAAAAUCUCUAGAGAUUGAUAUCAAGAGUGACAUUUAUGAUCCUCUGGAUUAUAGAACUGUGUUUUCCUUAGAGACUCAUUGUGAAAAGGCAGAUGCAAAGGUCAAUCUAUCACGCUCUAUAAAAUCUGUAUACCUGGCAAAAUGCUUGGCUUUUGUAUUGAUGGAGGUUGAUGAGAGGAGUAGAGAGACCAUUGGACAGAGGGAAAUUGCCCUACUAGCAGUCGCUAUGAUGCGACAUAUGCAAGCAGUCAAUUGUAAUGCUUACGAGAUUGUUGAGAAUUUUAGAAACGAGAAUACGAGGACAUGGGAACCACGCAAUGUCGGUGGUGCUAUUUAUAGCUCUGUCAGUCUUGUCAAUCACAGUUGCUAUCCGAAUGUUGUCAGGCACUCAUAUCCUGGAGGAAAAGUUGUUGUUCGCUGUUUGCGAUUCAUUGGAAAGGGCUCCGAGAUUCUUGAUUGCUAUGGACCCCACUUCAUUACAGACUCGCUGGAACUUCGCCAACAGUACUUGAUAGAGAAAUACCACUUUAUUUGCAGGUGCGAACCAUGCAAAUCCGACUGGAAGUUUCCAUUUCCCGAUGAAAUAACCUUUCGCUGCAUCUCAUGCGGAAAUUCACUCGAUUCUCUUCAUUUGAGGUGUACUGAAUGCUCUCAGAAGUUCGAUAUCAGAAAAUUACGCUCUCAGCUAGAAAAAUCAACGAAGAAAAGAAUUCUAGCUGUUGGAAAAAUGUACGACGGACAUUACAUCGAUGCACUUCCAUUAUUACUCGAACACUCUGGCUUUGUUGAUAAGACAUUGAUGGCUCCGUGUCUUGAAGCCAUUAAAACACAACAAUCGAUUAUACAGUGUUACAAUAGUUUGUCGAGCAUUGUGAAAAUCAAGUAGAUUUUCUUUUUCAUUUUCACAUUCACAACUAUUUCAUUCUCGACUCGAUCAAGAAGAUAUAAUGACCAAUUUCUUCAAUUAUCCUUGAAUUAACAUUACAAAUAUCCGCAUUACGUAGGUCAAUAUCAUUUUAUAUCCGUUCUGCAAGAGUUUAAUUGAUGAUUAUCAAUUCACAUUACAAUUAAAUUACCGAUCUUAAUUAUUUUUAUUGUCAUUAAAGUGCAAGUAAAUAACCAUUUAUUUUAUUCAACUUAUAAAUAACAAUAUAAAUAAACUUCAAUUUCAUAAUUGUAAUUUUUCAUUAUGAUUCCUUUAACAGCUUGACUUCUUAAUUGCAAAGGGCUUUCAACAUGCGCACAUUAAUUAUUCAUCACACAAUUAUUGUUCCUAACGAUAAAACACGUGAGACACAUAUAGUUGACAUCUCUUUGAUUUUUUUUCUUAAAUACCAGCAAAAUAUUUCAUUUUUUGUUUUAUAUUUUGCGAUAUUAACAUUGAAAUUGUACUUUGGAUUGCAGUACGACAGAGUCUCGCGAUAAUUUGUCAUAUCUCUCUCUGGUACCAUUGAUUAAUGACACAUUGAUUCGGUAGUGAAGUGAAAAGAGAAAAUGGUUGUCUUAUGAACAUUUUUUAAAUUCAUGGCGCAAAGGAUGAAUUUCUCUUUAUUGUAAUAAUUACAUCAUUUGCUUGAAGAUUUUGUCCAAUGAUGGGCAAAAGUCUGUAUUAAAUACUAAAUAAUUCAAUACUCGAGCAUUUAAUUUUCUUCUGAUUAUCGAAUUGAAAUUAUUCUCUUAAUUAUAUAUUGA
Fopius arisanus is the source of this 3091-nucleotide messenger RNA. Its product is annotated as SET and MYND domain-containing protein 4-like. Gene Ontology annotation, cellular component: nucleus; cytoplasm. Bases 369 to 2285 code for a protein of 638 amino acids. Lineage: Eukaryota; Metazoa; Arthropoda; Insecta; Hymenoptera; Braconidae. The transcript has 5 exons. Gene Ontology annotation, molecular function: histone deacetylase binding. The record is from RefSeq and is a predicted model, not a curated record.